AUGCAAGCUGCAGCCAAAUCCGCUUCAGCUGGGGAAACCAGAAAGUCAUGGACGAAUUUUAAUCGACCUGUUAGUCCAAAUGUGCAGCCAGCCCCUACCAGCUUUAAAAAGUCAUGGCACCAGCUGUUUAGUCGUUCAGCAUCAGUCUCCCCUUGUCCUGAUGCUACAACUUCAGCUCGUGAUAUGAACCAGAAGCCAGAACCAAAUGGAGUGCAAAUAAGCAAUGCUCAUACAUUUCUAUCUCAGUAUCCUCCUCUGGACAGCAAGCCAAAUUCAAGCCAGUCCAUGCAAUUUCCAGGUUUUCCACCGCUUAAUGGAGCACCUCCCAAUAAGCCACUACCUCAUUUUCCUGCUGGACAUAUGCCUUUCUAUGAUGAUGCAGAAUCUGUGGUAUUUGAAGAUUCAGAACAGUUUGAGGACCCAUGCUAUGAUCCAGAUGCAAUCGCAUUGCUUGGGCCAGUUUCAGAGUCUUUAGAUAACUUCCCUCCAGACUUGGAUUGUGGAUUCAUCUCGAGUGAUGUCGCCAAGAAAUCACAUGGGAGGCCUUCACCAAUUGAGUCUCCUCUCUCUAGAUCUCGUAUGGUUGAAGAAAAGCCUAUCAAGCCCCUGCACUUAUUAGUUGCAAAAAGGCCUGGUGGUCCUAUUCAGCCUGAGGCUAGCAGUGAGCAAGGCACAUGGCAAAUGUGGAGCACGCCAUUGGUUCAUGAAAGUUUAGGUCUCCAAGGCCCUCAGAGUCAGUGGCCUCGACAGACAAAUCAAUUAAACUAUAGUGGCAAUCUUUUCAAUGGUGGAACAAAAGGCCCCCUGGGUACUGGUUUGAAUGACAGUGAUCCAUGGCUGCAGAAAGCACCUUUCCAGCGAUUGCCACCUGAUACACCAAGCCUGUUCCUUCCACAUGAAAUACCAGGGAAAUUACGCAAUGACUUGGUUUUUGGGUCUCCAAACAAAUCAGCACAUGAACACCCCUUUGGACCACCUGGUCCUUCUUGGCCCAAGGAGGAGCUGAUACUGAAUGGAGCCCAGGAAGGUGGCGGCCAAUUUUCAUUGCCAUCCAGCGCACCUGUUGGAGGCGGAGGAGGCUUAUUUUGCUCGCCAAGUCCCGAUGUACAGUCCUCCGUGUGGAAGAAAGCAAGUAAGAAGAAACCAGCCAAGGUUGGGAGGAAGAAGGCCAAGACAUCUGGUGGUGAUGAAGCACUAACUCUAAGAACAAGAACAGUAUUGGCAAGAGAAGCAUCAGCAAAAGCUAAGAGGGAGGCCCUAGAAGCACAAAUGAAGGCAGAAGCAGCAAGGGAACUAGCAGAAGCAACAUCAAGGGAGGAAAUGGAAGUUACAAGAAAUGAAUUUGAAGCAGCAAGGGAAGAAGAAGGAGGCCUGGAACUAAUGGCUUUGGAAGCUGUUCUACCAGAAACACCAAUUAGAAGGGCACUGUUUGCACAAGAUGAAGUCCAACCUGAGCCUACGAAGAAAAUUACACCAAGGAGGAAGCAGUUAGCAACUAAAGUGAAGAAAACUCCACCACCUAAGAAGAAUGGAGAGAAGGACAAGGGCAAGGGCAAGGCCAAGGCCAAGUGA
Messenger RNA from Miscanthus lutarioriparius, 1572 nucleotides. The record is from the annotation of a GenBank genome assembly. NCBI's taxonomy places the organism in Eukaryota, Viridiplantae, Streptophyta, Magnoliopsida, Poales, Poaceae.